Endocarpon pusillum Z07020 is the source of this 582-nucleotide messenger RNA. RefSeq lists its product as uncharacterized. Gene Ontology annotation, biological process: phospholipid transport. Gene Ontology annotation, cellular component: mitochondrial intermembrane space. Bases 1 to 582 code for a protein of 193 amino acids. The transcript has a single exon. The record is from RefSeq and is a predicted model, not a curated record. NCBI's taxonomy places the organism in Eukaryota, Fungi, Ascomycota, Eurotiomycetes, Verrucariales, Verrucariaceae. Gene Ontology annotation, molecular function: phosphatidic acid transfer activity.
AUGAAAGUAUUCGCCUCAGAUUGUACAUUCGACUACUCAUGGGAAGAGGUGUCCACUGCCAACUGGCGGAAAUACUGCCCUUGGAACGACAAAUCACCUCACGUAAUGGCGGUCGACACCCUCUCUCGCCGCAUUGAACCCGACACCGGUAUCCUCCGAACAGAGCGUCUGAUCACCUGCCAGCAAAAUGCACCGCAGUGGGUAGUCUCAUUACUGGGCGGCGGUACCACGUCGCACGUCUACGAGGUAUCAUAUGUGGAUCCAGCCAGCAAGAAAGUCACAAUGUGCUCCACGAAUCUGACAUGGAGUAAUGUCCUGAGUGUUAGAGAAACGGUGACCUACCAACCUAGCAAAACGGACCCAUUAAGGAAGACGGAUUUCAGUCAAGAUGCUAAGAUCACAGCGCUCUGUGGGGGGUGGCAAAAAGUCAAGGCGAAGAUUGAAGAGGCGAGUGUGGAGAGAUUUCGAGAGAACGCGAAGAGAGGACGAGAAGGAUUCGAGGCCGUGCUGGAGAUGAGCAGGAGAGUGUUUGGAGAACAACGGGAACUAGAGUUGAGGCAGCAGCAGCAGAUGGUUGCAUGA